AUUGGUUGUGAAACGAAGCUGGGGAAACAGGAAGCCCAAAAAAAUCGUAUCAACUCAAGAGUGCACGUAAGCCUCUGCCUGACUGCCAGUGCCUCACCGUUUAUCGUGUUCUCCUAGCUAACGUUACGGUUAGAAACUUGUCUUAUCUGGUCGCCACUAAAAGACCAAAUGGGGUGCUUCUUUUCGAAAAAAUCCAAAAGAAAGUCAUCCGAAAAAGAUGACCGUACACCGACAACAACGACUGUCGAAACGACGACAAGCAACGCGGUUCCCCUUGGCAACAACAGCGACGAGGCACCGAAGCAGUACAGCUGGGAUAAGAGAGAAAAGGUUGAUCCCAAAGACUACAUGCUGUCAGGGCUCAAAGAUGUCACGGUGGGCCGUCUGCCUGGAAAACUGAACGGGCAACAGUUUGUCAUCCAGGAGUGUGAGAACUGCAACAUCUACGUGUUCGACCACUCAGCAACUAUCACUAUCGAUGACUGUGUCAAUUGCCGCAUUGUUCUAGGACCUAUCAAGGGCAGUGUGUUUUUCAGAGACUGUAAAGACAUCAAGUGCGUGGUGGCCUGUCAGCAGUUCCGCACGCGAGACUGUAAAAAGAUGGAGGUGUUCCUGUGUUGUGCCACUCAGCCCAUCAUUGAGUCAUCUACGGGUAUGAAGUUCGGCUGCUUUCAGUACUUCUACCCCGAGCUGGCCUUCCACUUCAAAGAUGCCGGGCUCAGCAUAUUCAACAACAACUGGAGCAACAUCCACGACUUCACGCCGGUGUCAGGAGAGAACAACUGGAGCUUGUUGCCAGAGACUUCAUCGGUUCUGGAUUAUAUACCGAUCCCAGACCCUGAGUCUGAAUUCAAGUCUGUUCGAAUCUCCACUGAACCCCAACGCAGCAUUGUGCCUUUGACAAAGGGAGGGAGGCGUAAGGACAGUGAAGAGUCCUGCCUCUUUGUUUUCUUCUCAGGAGAAUACACCACUGCAAAUGCCCGCAAACUGAUCGAUGAGGCAACUGCUAAAGGUUUUGUGCUGAUCCAGACGAAGGAAGUGUCAAUGCGACCUGAAGAUGUGAAGAGAGUGUUUCAGAACAGUGCAGAGGAUCUCGUGGAGUGGAUCACCAAAGGUCCUGUCAUUGCCCUCGAGCUGAACGGUGACGAGGUGGUAGGAGCCUGCAAGAACAUCGCUAAUGAAGUGUUCAGUGGAACCAAGGUCUUUGUCUCUGAUAACAAAAAUACAUCCUCUCAAGAUGUGGACAGCUUCUUCAACUUUGCUGACAUGCAGAUGGGCUUGUGAUUGAUUAAGUAUCAAAACAAACUGCUCAUCAGACAUGGAAUCUGAUCUUUAAAAACCCCUGCCGUCCACUUGGGGUUGAGUAUGAGUAGCGUUUGAUUAUUGGCCUGUGUUUGCCCUCAGAAAUAGGAUCGCAAUGGAAAAUAUUAAGGACUGAGUUUGAUAAAACAAUUCAGUUUGUCAACCAUGAGUCUGCAGACUAAAAUUUGUCCGCUUAUCUUCUAAACACAUUAGCUGUAAACCAUUAGUGGCAAUAGUACUGUGAAUAUUUAUAUUUAUAUGAAUGUAUUCUGUAAUUCUGUUGCUUUUAAUCGAUUGUAAAUGUAGCUCUUUGCUGUAAAUGUAAGUCGAUAAAAUUUAAAGCUUAGUUUUUCUUGGUGGAAAACCCAUGUGCACACGAAUGCCUGAAGGGAAUCAUUGUAUGUACAUAAAUCAUAUUCUUAUUUCUUACAAGGAUUUAUUUGUGUAUGUGGAUUAGAUAAUGGAUUUGUAUAUUUGAGACAUGGUGUGUAGAUGUUAACUACAUCUUUAAUGAUAUGUUAGGCCAAAGUUAAAUUGUGAAAGUUUGUAUCUUACUGUUCAUGCAGAUGAACUGACCUGUAAACACUUGCUGGGUUUUUGAUGUAGGCAACUCAUGUGAUCAUCAUCUUUAUUUUGUAAUACUUGUUUUAUACUCGACUGAAUGUUUUUGUAUGGACACAAAUUAAUGUUCUAUAUCAUAUCCUUUUUCAGUAAAAGUUUUAUGUGUGACUUCAUUUUGUUAUAAGGCUUUUCACACCUGUACUGUUGGAAAAACUAGUCACUAUGAACAGCAAACCACUUGGUUUUAAGGUUGUCAUUUACAACAAGAUUAUAUGAAGAAUUGGCACUAAGGUUAACGGAAACAUUCUGUUUCCCCUUUUUAACCCGAUCAGCCUGUUCUUAUUUUUGUAAAGAGCUACCAAAGGUCGAGGUUGAGCUAUUUCCCAAUUUUAAACAAGCUGUAAAUGGAAAUAAUCCUUUCUGACUUCAUGUAUUUUGUGUUGAGCUGGUAAAAAAAGUUCUUUAUAAUCACUCAUCAAGGUAAUGACUUAUUCUCCUUGGUGUUGUUAUAGAAGCAGAUGCAUAGUUAUUAGAUUGGUUUCAUUUUUUUGAGUGGAAAAACAAAUUAAUUUCAAGCAUUUUUCUGAAGCAGAGUGAAUCAUGGUUUUUGAAUUGGUGAGUUUAUUGUGCUGUCUUCCUUAGCGAUACACAUUUAGCAGCUUUCAUUUCAGCUAUUUGAUUUUCAACUACUUAAACAACAUUUUCAUCUUCAUCAUUUGGUUUGGUAUUGAUUGUACCAGUUGAUGGCUAUAACAGCUUAACGUCACUCCCCACACUGUUGGGACCUAUCAAUUAUUCAUUAAUCAGCGAUAACAUGCAACACAUUGCAGUUUUAGUUAAAGCUAAAUUUAGCCUGACAUAAAACUGUUUUCUACAGUUGCCUUUAAGGAAAUAUACAUGGGGACUUUUGUGAUGUACUUUUGUAUUUAUAAACAUUUUGUACUUCAGCAUACAGUUUUUGUAGAGCAGUUUGUCUUUAUGAAUGCACAUUUGUCUGUAAUUUGUUGUUUCGACACUUAAAAUGACACCCUGUCUUUAUAAAAUGGCAGAGCCACAUUAAAAGCCGUAGACUAUCUGAAAGAA
Perca flavescens (yellow perch) is the source of this 2946-nucleotide messenger RNA. It is a transcript of the gene rp2, whose product is annotated as RP2 activator of ARL3 GTPase. Lineage: Eukaryota; Metazoa; Chordata; Actinopteri; Perciformes; Percidae. Gene Ontology annotation, biological process: post-Golgi vesicle-mediated transport. The transcript has 5 exons. The record is from RefSeq and is a predicted model, not a curated record. Bases 169 to 1284 code for a protein of 371 amino acids. Gene Ontology annotation, cellular component: cilium; periciliary membrane compartment. Gene Ontology annotation, molecular function: GTPase activator activity.